UUUAUUUACUACUUUCAUUAGGUCAACCCAUCACGUUUACCAGUUGUUGUUGGUGGAUUACUUGAUGUUGAUUGUUCAGAAGAUGUAAUUAAGUCCCUUAUUAUGGUAGUGAGAGGACAAUUUUCAACAGAUGAACUUGUAGAAGAAGUUGAGAAAAGAAAUAGGUUGAAACUUCUGUUAUCUUGGCUUGAAAUGAGAGUUCAUGAAGGUUGUAAUGAGGCGGCUACUCAUAAUGCCCUAGCAAAGAUUUACAUUGACUCAAAUAAUAAUCCAGAACGUUUUCUAAAGGAGAAUCAGUUCUAUGACAGCAGAGUUGUUGGAAAGUAUUGUGAGAAAAGGGAUCCCCAUCUUGCAUGUAUUGCAUAUGAGCGAGGCCAGUGUGAUAGAGAACUGAUUAAAGUAUGCAAUGAGAAUUCUCUCUUUAAAAGUGAAGCUCGUUAUUUAGUAAGGAGGAGAGAUCCAGAAAUGUGGGCAGAAGUGCUAAAUGAAAACAAUCCUUAUCGUCGCCAGUUAAUUGAUCAGGUUGUCCAAACAGCACUCUCUGAAACUCAAGAUCCAGAAGAUAUUUCUGUAACUGUGAAAGCAUUUAUGACUGCAGAUUUGCCAAAUGAAUUGAUAGAACUAUUAGAAAAGAUUGUUUUAGAAAAUUCUGUUUUCAGUGACCACAGAAAUCUUCAAAAUCUACUUAUUCUAACUGCUAUUAAAGCUGAUCGGACCAGAGUUAUGGAAUACAUCAAUCGACUUGAUAACUAUGAUGCUCCAGACAUUGCUAACAUAGCAAUUGGCAGUGAAUUAUUCGAAGAAGCUUUUGCAAUCUUUAAGAAAUUUGAUGUUAACACAUCAGCCAUACAGGUUCUUAUUGAACAUAUUCAAAAUCUUGAUCGAGCAUAUGAAUUUGCUGAACGUUGCAAUGAACCUGCAGUCUGGAGUUUAUUAGCCCAAGCUCAAUUGGUUCAAGGAAUGGUGAAAGAAGCAAUUGAUUCAUACAUUAAAGCUGGUGAUCCUUCUUCAUACAUAGAUGUUGUUCAGACAGCACAUAGAACUGAAAGCUGGGAGGACUUGGUUCGAUAUUUACAAAUGGCACGAAAGAAAGCUAGAGAAUCAUAUGUUGAAUCUGAACUUAUUUAUGCUUACGCAAAAACUAAUAGACUGGCUGACUUGGAAGAAUUUAUUUCUGGACCUAAUCAUGCAGACAUUCAAAAGAUUGGUGAUCGCUGUUUUGAAGAUGGAUUAUAUGAGGCUGCAAAAUUACUUUAUAAUAAUGUAUCCAAUUUUGCUAGAUUGGCAAUUACUUUGGUUCAUUUGAAAGAGUUUCAGGGAGCUGUGGAUAGUGCAAGAAAAGCAAAUUCUACCCGAACGUGGAAAGAAGUUUGUUUUGCCUGUGUCGAUAAUGAAGAAUUCAGAUUAGCCCAAAUGUGUGGUCUUCAUAUUGUUGUUCAUGCUGAUGAAUUAGAAGAUUUGAUUAAUUAUUAUCAAGAUAAAGGUUACUUUGAAGAAUUAAUUAGCCUUCUUGAAGCUGCAUUGGGUCUUGAAAGAGCACACAUGGGAAUGUUUACAGAAUUAGCUAUCUUGUAUUCCAAAUACAAACCAUCUAAAAUGAAAGAACACUUAGAACUUUUCUGGUCACGAGUGAAUAUCCCAAAGGUAUUGCGUGCAGCAGAACAAGCUCAUUUAUGGGCUGAAUUGGUAUUUUUAUAUGACAAAUAUGAGGAAUUUGAUAAUGCUGUAGUAACAAUGAUCAAUCAUCCAACCGAAGCAUGGCGAGAAGGACACUUUAAAGAAAUGAUAACAAAAGUUGCAAAUAUUGAAUUAUAUUAUAAGGCAAUACAAUUUUAUUUAGAUUAUAAACCUAUGCUACUGAAUGACUUACUUCUGGUGCUGGCACCUCGCAUGGAUCACACAAGAUCAGUUAAUUUCUUCACUAAGGUUGAUCACUUACCUUUAGUAAAACCAUAUUUGAGGUCUGUGCAGAGUCUCAAUAAUAAAGCAAUUAAUGAAGCAUUAAAUGGACUUCUUAUUGAAGAAGAAGAUUUCCAAGGAUUGCGAACUUCCAUUGAUGCCUUUGAUAAUUUUGAUAAUAUAGCCCUAGCACAGAGUUUAGAAAAGCAUGAAUUAAUUGAAUUUCGUCGUAUUGCAGCUUAUUUAUAUAAAGGAAAUAAUAGAUGGAAACAAUCUGUGGAAUUAUGUAAAAAGGAUAGAUUAUUCAAGGAUGCAAUGGAAUAUGCAGCUGAAUCUAAAUUAGCUGAAAUUGCUGAAGAGUUGCUAGCAUGGUUUUUAGAUGAAAAAAAUUAUGAAUGUUUUGCUGCUUGUCUCUUCCAAUGUUAUGAUUUAUUACAUCCUGAUGUUAUUUUAGAAUUAUCGUGGCGUCACAAUAUAACCGAUUUUGCAAUGCCUUAUCUUAUUCAAGUUAUGAGAGAGUAUUUAAACAAAGUGGAUAAAUUAGAAGAACUUGAGAACCAGCGGUUAGAAGAAUCUGCACAGAAUGAACAAAAGCCCCUUGUUUAUGCACCUGAACCUCAGUUAAUGUUGACAGCAGGACCAGGUAUGAUGGGUCCAGGUUAUCAGCCGUAUGGACAACCCAUGCCUGGCUAUCAAGGUUAUGGCAUGUAGGCAUCAGUUUUCUCCCCUUUUAGAAUAUAGAAUAGUAAAGACUGCCUGCGGGUACAGGAUGUCGCUGGGUAAAGAAUGGGGAGGAACAGUGGCAAAUUUUUGAAGAAGUUACUCUAAUUAUGACUGGAAGCAUUAUGUUUUGGAAUAGUUGUAUAUGAAGAAAAUUCACUGUGUUUAAUGAAAUUAUAAUGUUGGCUGGAUCUGAAACAUCAAAUUUUCUUGUUAAUUUGUUCAUUACAAAUUUGAAUCAUAAACUAUUUGUUUGUUGUUUAUUCCAUAAAGAAAAUUAACCCAUUUUUUUGUUCUAACAAGAAUUUCCAGAGAAAAAUUCUUUUGUGGUCUACUCAGGAGGAGAGUAUUUUUCAUCCAUUUGAAGAGUUGAGACAAUGGCAUUUCUGCAUCAUGUCCCACAGUUGUAACUAUGAAUUAAGAGUUGUAAAAAGUUAGAUAAUCAAGACAUACUUCACCUGUUUCAAUAGAUGUAAUGUUUAUCUGUGACCAUUUAUUUGUUCUACUAAAUAAAUGAAGGGAUAUAACAGGCUGUCAUAUAUUAAGCCAUUGUGAUUAGUUGAGGGAUCAUUGAUCAUUAUUGUUUAGAUUGACCUAAGCUCUAGAAUUGCAUAAAUAUUAUAUUAUUAAACACUUUUGUUAUUAGUUAAUCCUCUGCUCCACAGCUCAUUAGUUUAAAGUUUUAAUGGGAAUGCUGUACAGGAGUUUAGACAGUUUUAUAUGUAGUUUGAAAUUUCUCUAGCAUGUUUUUGACAUCAUAAUUGUAAAAUAAGUCUCCACUAUGUAUUAUUCAACAUAUGUUGUCACUAUAUAUUCAUUCCACUUUGAUUUUUAAUUAAAGAUUCCAGUUUAUACCAAUUGUUUAAAUUGUAGCCCAAUUAAGGAAGUUCUUCUUCCACCCCAAUUCUCAUUGAAAAGUUAGACGACCACACAACAGAGGAAUCGGUUCCGAUCGAAGACUAUGUUUUCGAUAAAAGCACCCGGUUUUGUCGUGUAAGUGCAGACUCGUAAUAGCCAUCACUUGCCAAUUUCUCUUCAGAGUUCUGUGUUCUACGCUAUUUGUUGUUUCAUGUCCUUCUGCCAUGUAGUGUCUGGCCUUGUGGUAAAUGUUGGGCCAUUCAUUCUUCAGGUGUAACAUUUACCAAUUGAUCAAAUAAAAGAGAUGAUUAACAUUGUACUAAAAUAUUAAUAA
Molecule: messenger RNA, 3811 nt
Organism: Centruroides sculpturatus (bark scorpion)
Lineage: Eukaryota; Metazoa; Arthropoda; Arachnida; Scorpiones; Buthidae
Product: clathrin heavy chain-like
Exons: 12
Coding region: 103-2610 (835 amino acids)
Biological process (GO): intracellular protein transport; receptor-mediated endocytosis
Cellular component (GO): clathrin-coated endocytic vesicle; cell cortex; clathrin complex
Molecular function (GO): clathrin light chain binding
Source: RefSeq, a predicted model, not a curated record